This is a messenger RNA of Loxodonta africana (African savanna elephant), 957 nucleotides long. RefSeq names its product olfactory receptor 52D1. The transcript has a single exon. Gene Ontology annotation, biological process: G protein-coupled receptor signaling pathway. Bases 1 to 957 code for a protein of 318 amino acids. The record is from RefSeq and is a predicted model, not a curated record. Lineage: Eukaryota; Metazoa; Chordata; Mammalia; Proboscidea; Elephantidae. Gene Ontology annotation, cellular component: plasma membrane. Gene Ontology annotation, molecular function: G protein-coupled receptor activity; olfactory receptor activity.
AUGUCAGCUUCCAACAUCAGUGAUAAUACUCUCCCAGCAACUCUCUUUCUGACAGGGAUCCCAGGGAUGGAGGACAGUCACAUCUGGAUUGCUAUCCCAUUUUGUGUCAUGUACCUGGUGGCACUGGCUGGAAAUACUUCCCUUAUUUUGGUCAUUGUGACAAAUAAUACUCUUCAUGAACCCAUGUACCUCUUCCUUUGUCUUCUCUCACUUACCGACCUAGCCCUCAGCUCCACCACAGUACCCAAGACACUGGCUAUUUUGUGGCUCCAUGCUGGUGAGAUUUCCUUUAAAGGCUGCCUAGCCCAGAUGUUUUGCGUCCACUCUAUCUAUGCUCUGGAGUCCUCAGUUCUUCUUGCCAUGGCCUUUGAUCGAUACGUGGCUAUCUGCAAACCUCUCAGAUAUACAACCAUCCUCAACCAUAGUGUCAUAGGCAGAAUCAGCCUUGUCGGAAUAUUCCGUAGUAUAGCUGCUCUUUCCCCUCUUAUCUUCUUGCUGAGGCGACUGCCCUACUGUGGGCACCGUGUUAUGGCACACACUUACUGUGAGCACAUGGGCAUUGCUCGACUGGCCUGUGCUAGCAUCACCGUCAAUGUUAUCUAUGGGCUGACUAUGGCUCUGCUGGCUGUGGGUCUGGAUUCCAUCCUCAUUGCCAUAUCCUAUGGCUUUAUCCUCCAUGCUGUCUUUCACCUGCCAUCCCAUGACGCUCGGCACAAGGCUCUAAGUACCUGUGGUUCCCACCUUGGAGUCAUCCUGGUUUUCUACUUUCCUGCCUUCUUCUCCUUCCUCACUCACCGCUUUGGCAGACACCGUGUCCCCAAGCAUGUGCACAUCUUUCUGGCUAAUCUCUAUGUGCUUGUGCCUCCUGUACUCAACCCAAUCAUCUAUGGGGCCAGAACCAAGGAGAUCCGGAGUCAACUUCUAAGAAUGCUUCAUUUGAGGAAGGACUUAGUAUAG